AUGAAUAGAUCUUUACUGCUACGUUUGUCCGACACCGGUGAGCCCGUCACAAGCUGCUCUUAUGGCAAAGGUGUUUUGACGCUACCCCCCAUACCACUCCCCAAGGACGCCCCGAAGGACCAACCGCUAUACACGGUCAAACUAUUGGUAUCUGCUGGCUCUCCCGUCGCUAGGGAUGGGCUGGUAUGGACCAAUUGUCCACCAGAUCACAAAACACCCUUCAAGAGGGACAAAUUUUACAAAAAAGUCAUCCGUUCCAGUUUCCAUGAGGACGACUGCAUCGACUUGGACAUCUACGUUCCAGGCUCUUACUGCUUUUAUCUCUCCUUCAGAAACGAUAAUGAGAAGCUGGAGACUACUAGAAAAUACUACAUUGUUGCCUUACCUAUGCUCUCCAUAAACGAUCAGUUCCUACCCUUGAAUUCUAUCGCUAUGCAAAGUGUCGUAUCCAAAUGGCUGGGCUCCGAUUGGGAACCCGUCUUAUCGAAAAUCGCUGCCAAAAACUACAACAUGGUGCACUUCACACCUUUGCAGGAAAGAGGUGAGUCCAAUUCGCCUUACUCUAUAUACGACCAAUUGCAGUUCGAUCAAAAGCACUUCAAGUCUCCAGAAGAUGUGGAAAACUUAGUUAAACAUCUGCAUCGCGACCUAAACAUGCUUUCUCUCACCGAUAUCGUGUUCAACCACACAGCGAACAAUUCUCCCUGGCUGGUCGAGCAUCCGGAAGCCGGGUACAACCACGUUACCGCUCCGCAUUUGAUUAGCGCCAUCGAGCUCGACCAGGAACUGCUGAAUUUUAGUAACGACUUAAAGUCCUGGGGCUACCCUACAGAGCUGAAAAAUAUAGACGAUCUUUUCAAGAUCAUGGACGGUAUUAAGGUACAUGUUCUAGGGUCAUUGAAGCUUUGGGAAUACUACGUAGUCAAGGUGCAAAAUAUUCUCCAGGAGAUUAAGGCGCACUGGAAUAACGAAUGUAACGAAAACUAUGAUUUCCCUGAAGACAUUAAAGACGCCUCCUCAGAUUUCGUGAAACUGGCUUCCUUUGUUAAAGAUAAUGUGACCGAGCCCAAUUUUGGCACGUUAGGCGAAAGAAAUUCAAACAAAAUCAAUGUGCCCAAAUUCAUUCAGCUAUUGAAGCUCGUUAGCAAUGACAGCAGCGGUGACAUUGAACCUGCAUUGACCAUCGCUCAGAAUGUCUUGAAUGAAGUUAACCUACCUUUGUAUAGGGAAUACGAUGACGACGUCAGUGAAAUCCUCGAACAAUUGUUCAAUCGUAUCAAGUAUUUAAGAAUAGACGACAAUGGACCCAGAAAGGGUCCAGUGACCGUCGAGGAUCCCUUAACAGAACCGUAUUUCACAAGGUUCAAAGGAAGGGAUGGCAUCGACUAUGCUCUUGCUAACAACGGUUGGAUAUGGAACGGUAACCCUCUAGUGGAUUUCGCGUCCCAGAAUUCCAAAGCCUAUUUACGUAGGGAAGUUAUCGUCUGGGGCGACUGUGUUAAAUUAAGAUACGGCAAGAGUCCCGAGGAUUCUCAGUACUUGUGGGAAAGAAUGUCCAAAUAUAUCGAAAUGAACGCCAAGAUAUUUGACGGGUUCAGAAUCGAUAACUGUCACUCUACUCCAAUACAUGUUGGUGAAUAUUUCCUGGAUUUAGCGAGAAAAUACAACCCGAACCUUUACGUCGUGGCAGAGCUGUUCUCUGGUUCGGAAACCCUUGAUUGUCUAUUUGUCGAAAGGCUGGGUAUUUCUUCUUUGAUUAGAGAAGCCAUGCAAGCUUGGUCUGAAGAAGAGUUAUCUAGAUUAGUUCAUAAGCAUGGUGGCAGACCCAUCGGCUCCUAUAAAUUUGUUCCCAUGGACGAUUUCUCAUACCCUGCGGAUAUCAAUUUGGAUGAAAAACACUGCUAUAACGAUGCAAGCGAUAACUCGAUAAGAUGUGUUUCAGAAAUCAUGAUUCCAAAAAUUUUAACCGCCACCCCACCACAUGCCUUAUUCAUGGACUGUACUCACGAUAAUGAAACUCCGUUCGAAAAACGAACAGUGGAGGAUACCUUACCCAAUGCUGCCCUAGUAGCGCUUUGCUCCUCAGCCAUUGGAUCUGUUUAUGGUUACGACGAAAUUUUUCCGCACUUACUGAAUUUGGUCACUGAGAAAAGGCAUUAUGACACUUCGACCCCUACCAAAGACUCCUCAGUGGGAAUCACCAAGGUUAAGGCCAUUUUGAACUCAAUUAGAACUGGUAUAGGCAAAAAUGCAUACGAUAUUGAAGACUCUGAAAUGCACGUGCACCAUCAGGGACAAUAUAUCACUUUUCAUCGUAUGGAUGUCAAAUCCGGUAAAGGUUGGUACCUGAUUGCCAGAAUGAAAUUCUUCAGCAAUGGUGAUCCCAAUGAGACCUUGCCUCCAGUUGUGUUAAAUCAAUCCAGAUGUUCCUUGAGGUUCUCGUAUGCUUUAGAAAGAGUUGGCGAUGAAAUUCCUGAUGAUGAUAGAUUUAUAAAAGGCAUCCCCACGAAAUUGAAGGAGCUAACAGGAUUUGACAUCUCUUAUGACGAUGAGAAGGAGCUCUCGACGAUAAUAUUACCCGAGGAGUUUCCCCAAGGUUCUAUUGCCAUUUUUGAAACCCAGCAAAAUGGUGUGGACGAAUCUCUAGGCCAUUUCAUAAAAUCAGGUGCUCUAAAAGCGACUUCAAAAUUGACUUUAGAAUCUAUAAAUUCCGUCUUAUACCGUAGUGAACCAGAAGAAUACGAUGUCAGUGCUGGCGAGGGCGGCGCUUAUAUUAUUCCUGAUUUCGGCAAACCAGUUUAUUGCGGACUGCAAGGUUGGGUUUCUGUCCUCAGAAAUAUUGUGUUUCAUAACGAUUUGGCACAUCCCUUAAGUGCAAAUUUGAGGAAUGGUCAUUGGGCCUUAGACUACACUAUCAGCAGAUUCAAUUACUAUAGCGAUGAAGAGGGAAUCAUCGAUGUACAAAACUGGUUACGUUCGAGGUUUGAUAGAGUAAAAAAAUUACCAAGUUACUUAGUACCCAGUUAUUUCGCCCUCCUUAUAGGUAUCCUUUAUGGUUGUUGUCGUUUAAGGGCCAUCCAGCUAAUGUCUCACAAUAUUGGUAAAUCUACACUGUUCGUACAAAGCUUAUCAAUGACAUCUAUUCAAAUGGUCUCCAGAAUGAAAUCUACAUCUAUUUUACCAGGUGAAAAUGUUCCUUCCAUGGCUGCAGGCCUACCACAUUUCAGCGUAAAUUACAUGAGAUGUUGGGGUAGAGAUGUAUUCAUAUCACUAAGAGGUGUCUUACUUACCACUGGCAGAUUUGAUGAGGCCAAGGCGCAUUUACUAGCAUUUGCAAAGACUUUGAAACAUGGUUUGAUUCCAAAUUUACUAGAUGCCGGUAGAAAUCCAAGAUAUAAUGCCCGUGAUGCUGCCUGGUUUUUCUUGCAAGCUGUACAGGACUACAUUCAUAUUGUUCCUGAUGGUGAAAAAAUCUUACAAGAACGAAUAACAAGAAGGUUCCCAUUGGACGACACUUAUAUCCCGGUAGAUGAUCCAAAGGCAUUCAACUAUUCUAGCAGCUUAGAAGAAGUCGUUUAUGAAAUCCUGAGUAAGCACGCUAAGGGAAUUAAAUUCAGAGAAGCUAAUGCAGGUCCAAAUUUAGAUCGUGUUAUGACUGAUAAAGGGUUUAACGUCGAAAUACACGUUGAUUGGUCUACCGGAUUAAUUCACGGUGGGUCUCAAUACAAUUGCGGUACGUGGAUGGAUAAGAUGGGAGAAAGUGAGAAGGCAGGCUCCGUCGGCAUACCUGGAACUCCUAGAGACGGUGCUGCCAUAGAAAUUAACGGGCUUCUGAAGAGUGCUUUAAGAUUUGUUGUUGAGCUAAAUAAGAAAGGACUGUUCCAGUUCACUGAUGUGGAGACCCAGGACGGUGAUGAAGUUAGCUUUGUUGAAUGGAAUCAAUUGCUUCAAGACAAUUUCGAGAAAAGGUACUACAUUCCGGAGGAUCCGGCUGAGGACGCAGAAUAUGACGUGGAUGCGAAAUUGGGUGUCAACAGAAGAGGAAUCUACAGGGACUUGUACAAGUCGGGCAAGCCUUAUGAAGAUUACCAGUUAAGACCAAAUUUUGCAAUCGCAAUGACGGUGGCACCGGAAUUAUUUGUUCCUGAACACGCCGUAAAGGCGAUCACUAUUGCAGACAAAGUGAUAAGAGGGCCAGUGGGUAUGCGCACGUUAGACCCAAGUGAUUACAACUACCGCCCUUACUAUAAUAAUGGGGAAGAUUCCGAAGAUUUUUCCACAUCAAAGGGAAGAAACUACCAUCAAGGUCCUGAAUGGGUUUGGCUUUACGGCUACUUCCUAAGAGCUUUCUACUAUUUCCACUUCAAAACUAGUUUGCGUUGCCAAAAUGCAGCCAAAGAAAAGCCAUCGUCGUAUUUAUACCAGCAGUUGUACUACCGAUUGAAAGGUCAUAGAAAAUGGAUCCAGGAAAGUGUCUGGGCAGGAUUGACAGAGCUAACUAACAAGGAUGGCGAAUUAUGCAAUGACUCAAGCCCCACACAAGCCUGGAGUUCUGGUUGCCUAUUAGAUCUAUUCUAUGAUUUAUGGGAUGCCUACGAAUAA
Saccharomyces kudriavzevii IFO 1802 is the source of this 4602-nucleotide messenger RNA. It is a transcript of the gene GDB1, whose product is annotated as bifunctional 4-alpha-glucanotransferase/amylo-alpha-1,6-glucosidase. The coding region runs from base 1 to 4602 and encodes 1533 amino acids. The transcript has a single exon. The record is from RefSeq and is a predicted model, not a curated record. Gene Ontology annotation, molecular function: 4-alpha-glucanotransferase activity; amylo-alpha-1,6-glucosidase activity. NCBI's taxonomy places the organism in Eukaryota, Fungi, Ascomycota, Saccharomycetes, Saccharomycetales, Saccharomycetaceae. Gene Ontology annotation, biological process: glycogen biosynthetic process; glycogen catabolic process.